GGGAGUUAAGGAUUGCAAGCCGACGCCAGCCCGACCCACCACUCUCGUUCUUUUCUGCGGAGACCGAGUUUCGUUGGCCCUCACAGGGGGUGGGGCGCAGGCGGGACCUUCUGAGCCGCUCCGCCCCAUCCCUCCGUCUAGAGAAAGCGGGUAGCACUGCCUAGCAGCCAUUGGGUUCCCGCGAGUCGUGUGUCUCGGGCCUCGCAAACCCAGGACCCCGCAGCAUGGCUGUCAAGAAGAUCGCGAUCUUUGGCGCUACUGGCAGGACCGGACUCACCACCCUGGCACAGGCGGUGCAAGCAGGUUAUGAAGUGACGGUGCUGGUACGGGACCCCUCCAGGCUGCCAUCAGAGGGGCCCCAGCCAGCUCACGUGAUAGUGGGGGACGUACGGCAGGCAGCCGACGUGGACAAGACUGUGGCUGGGCAGGACGCUGUCAUUGUGCUUCUGGGCACUGGCAAUGACCUCAGUCCCACUACAGCGAUGUCCGAGGGCGCCCGGAACAUUGUGACAGCCAUGAAGGCUCAUGGAGUGGACAAGGUCGUGGCCUGCACCUCGGCUUUCCUGCUAUGGGGCCCAGCCAAGGUGCCCCCACGACUGCAGGACGUGACCGAUGACCACAUCCGGAUGCACAAGGUGCUGCAGGAGUCAGGCCUGAAGUACGUGGCUGUGAUGCCACCACACAUAGGUGUGAUGGCUGGAGCUGGAUGGAGUCCAGGAGAAGGCUGCCUCGUGGUGGAUGCAGACCAUUGGCUGGACACCUGCACAUGGCUUCCCCUUGUGGCGGGGCUUCCUCAAAGUAGGCUAGCUGGGCUUCUGGGCAUAAGUCCGGGAGAGAGCCAUUGUCUUUUGUGCCUGUCUCAAAAAAUUUAUUUUUGGUGCAUGCCUAUAGUCCUAGCACUCGGAAAGCUAAGGCAAGAGGACCACUGCAAGUUCGAGGCCAACCUGGACUACCUAGGGAGCAGCCGCUCACUGGGGCCUACACAGUGACCCUGGAUGGACAAGGGCCCUCAAGGGUCAUCUCCAAACAUGACCUGGGCCACUUCAUGCUGCGCUGCCUGACCACCGAUGAGUACAAUGGGCACAACACCUACCCCUCCCACCAGUAUGACUAGGCCCCUCACCCUGGCUGGGAGGAUGGCAUUCUGAAAAAGGAGGCACAAUGAAGGGAGCAAUAAAUCAUGAGCUACCAGCUUCA
Molecule: messenger RNA, 1197 nt
Organism: Heterocephalus glaber (naked mole-rat)
Lineage: Eukaryota; Metazoa; Chordata; Mammalia; Rodentia; Bathyergidae
Source: RefSeq, a predicted model, not a curated record